This is a messenger RNA of Rhizophagus irregularis DAOM 181602=DAOM 197198, 403 nucleotides long. NCBI's taxonomy places the organism in Eukaryota, Fungi, Glomeromycota, Glomeromycetes, Glomerales, Glomeraceae. The record is from RefSeq and is a predicted model, not a curated record.
UAAAUUUGGUCAAUUGAUAUUAUUUUGUUUAUUAACCUUGCAUUAACUAUCGUCAUAUUACUUAUACAUAUACACCUUCUGCCUACCCUAAAUAAUUUUUUUGUUUAUUCUCAUAAACACUAAAGAACUGAUACUAACAAUAUGACCACCACUAUAUGGCCGUUUCGUUAUUUUUUAUUCCAUUCUUAAUAUUUCGUUCCUUUCGUUUUUUUCACUCCCCCUUUGUUCCAUUUCGUUUCUCCCUCACUUUUCCUUCGUUUCUUUUAUUCCCUUUUACUCUCCCUGUUUUUUUUCAUUCACCCUCAUUCUUUUUAAUUAAUUUUUCAGAAGUAUUUUCGAAAAAACUUUAAUAAUAAAUGAAAUGAACAGAUUCUAACACAUUUAAUUAUUCAAAUAUUUUUCC